UUACAAGUUACUAAAGAAGGGGGUUACUUUUCAUUGGAACCAGGAGUGUAGUGAGGCGUUUAGGAGAAUAAUAAAAUAUUAAUGUCUAGUGAAGUCCUAGCUCAUUAUUCCCUCGAUCUGCCGGUGGUUCUUACAUGUGACGCUAGUAGUUUGGGAGUAGGCGCUGUGGUGUCUCACAUUACGCCGGACGGCGAGCGGCCGGUAGCGUACGCGUCACGAACACUCAAUGCAGCAGAGAAGGGCUAUUCGCAAAUUGAACGUGAAGCAUUAAGUAUAAUAUUUGGGGUGAGAAAAUUCCACCAAUAUUUAUAUGGUAGGGAGUUCACUUUACGGACCGACCACAAGCCUCUGGUAUCUAUUUUUGGCGAAAAAAAAGGAAUACCAGUAAUGGCAGCUAGUCGACUUCAACGAUGGGCGGUAUUGCUAGCCGGAUAUAAUUUUAAUAUUGAAUAUGUGCGCAGUGAGAAUAACGCGGCAGACGCCCUGUCCCGUUUACCGGUAAAAACAUCGGUCAGUUUAGCGAAAGAAGUUACGUAUUUGAAUUUUGUUCAAGAUUUUUUACCCAUAGAUAAAAAAAUGGUUCAGGUUAGCACAGAAAAAGAUCCUAUAUUAAGGCAGAUAGUAAGUUAUUUACAGGCCGGGUGGCCAUCAUCAGUAAACGAUAGGGAGGUCCAACCGUACUUUUUACGACGAAACGAACUGUAUAUGGAUAGGGGCUGCAUGGUUUGGGGCUACCGGUUAGUAAUCCCAGAAGCAUUGCGCGAAAAAUUAUUACGGGAGCUGCAUGUGGGACACAUGGGUAUUGUAAAAAUGAAAAGUAUGGCGCGCAGUGUCAUGUGGUGGCCGGGCAUCGACGCGGACGUGGAGCGCACCUGCAGGAGCUGCGGCACGUGCGCGGCGGAGAGCUCGGCGCCGCCGCGCGCGCCGCCGCAGCCCUGGCGGUACUUGGCGGAUGUCUGGACCAGAUUACACAUCGAUUUUUUGGGACCCAUACAGGGUAGGACUUUUUUGAUUCUUAUCGAUUCCACUUCUAAAUGGUUAGAGGUUUUCCAAAUGCAGUCGACCACGGCGAAAUCCGUAGUUAAGGUAUUAAGAGAGACAUUCGCGCGUUUCGGUUUACCACGAGAAGUAGUUUCAGAUAACGGACCACCCUUUACGAGCCACGAGUAUAAUAGUUUUAUGUCACAUAAUAGGGUCAAGGUCACCUUUGCGGCCGCAUACCAUCCAGCUUCCAACGGGGCGGCUGAGGCGGCGGUCAAGUUGUGCAAGCGGGCAAUUAAAAAGGCCAUGCGGGAUGGUGGCGAUAUAGAUGCAGCGUUGCAGGCUUACCUUCUAGCGUAUCGAAAUGUAGAAUAUGUUACUAUGGUACCACAGGGGUAUCACCGACAGAGCUACUGCAGCGUAGGAAACUUCGUUCCAGACUAGAUUUGUUAAAGGAUGGAUCGGUAGAAGACAGAGUCAAAGAUAGGCAGAUAAAGCAAGUAGCUUACGCUGGCGGUACAUCCAGGGAAUUUAACGUGGGGGAAAAUGUAUGGUAUAGGAACUAUAGUGGGGGUAAGAGAUGGUUAGAUGGCAGAAUUCAGGAAAAAACAAGUUCACGUAAUUAUAUAGUUACGGCGGAAAACGGUUCACCCAUUCAUAGACAUGUGGAUCAAAUUAAAAGUCGCUGGAUGAGCA
Molecule: messenger RNA, 1677 nt
Organism: Cydia amplana
Lineage: Eukaryota; Metazoa; Arthropoda; Insecta; Lepidoptera; Tortricidae
Exons: 2
Coding region: 82-1425 (447 amino acids)
Biological process (GO): DNA integration
Molecular function (GO): nucleic acid binding
Source: RefSeq, a predicted model, not a curated record